Antechinus flavipes (yellow-footed antechinus) is the source of this 1134-nucleotide messenger RNA. It is a transcript of the gene MRPL24, whose product is annotated as mitochondrial ribosomal protein L24. Gene Ontology annotation, biological process: translation. The transcript is spliced from 7 exons. The record is from RefSeq and is a predicted model, not a curated record. Lineage: Eukaryota; Metazoa; Chordata; Mammalia; Dasyuromorphia; Dasyuridae. Gene Ontology annotation, molecular function: RNA binding; structural constituent of ribosome. Gene Ontology annotation, cellular component: ribosome; mitochondrion. The coding region runs from base 371 to 1021 and encodes 216 amino acids.
AUCCUACUCUCAGAAGGGGAAGAAGCCACGUACGUCCUCAUUUAACAGAGAACCGAAUCGAGUCUCCGUUAUAGUCGGUGAUUUGCUCAAAGCCACUCAGGCUCAGCAGCGGUGGACUGCAAUUACCGGCACACCUGGCGGCUCGCUCUUCUACCCAACUCUCUCUCCCGAGCCGGCUAACUUUUCCCAGAAAGCCAAGCGGCUCAGUUUUGUCCUCUCACGUGCAUAGGUGAGAGGCGGAGUCGGAAUUGAGUGUAUCCCCGGAUCUAGAGGUGAGGCGCUCUGGGAUCCGGGCGAGAGGCGUAACUUGUUGCUUUCACCUUCUGCUGGAACGUGGUUUGUCUGGAUACUGUCUUCCCAACCUCCAGACAUGCGUCUAUCAGCCUUGCUAGCCAUGGCCGUCAAGGCUGACUUGCCUCGUAACUACCGCUAUGGAAUGAGCCGACCUGGAACCAUGGCGGAGAAGAGGAGAAACCCUCCCUGGAAAAGACCACGUCCAGUUCUUGUGGAGCCUAUACCUGAGGAUUCCUGGAAUGUGUAUUGUGGGGACACGGUUGAGAUCCUGGAGGGCAAAGAUGCUGGGAAGCAGGGCAAAGUGGUUCAGAUCAUCAGAGAGAGGAACUGGGUUAUCUUGGAAGGACUGAACACGCAUUUCCGAAUUGUUGGCAGGUACAAGGAUUACCGGGGGACCAUGGUCCCCAGCGAGGCUCCCCUGCUUUUUCGCCAGGUCAAGCUUGUGGAUCCCACUGACAGAAAACCAACUGAAGUGGAAUGGAGAUUUACAGAGGAAGGUGAGCGCGUACGAGUCUCCCUGAGGACAGGAAGGAUCAUCCCAAAGCCCGAGUUCCCUAGACCUGAUGGCAUCGUCCCUGAGCAGUGGAUUGAUGGUCCCAAAGAUACAUCAGUGGAAGAUGCUCUGGAGAAAACUUACGUCCCCUGUUUGAAGACCCUGGGAGAAGAGGUAAUGGAAGCAAUGGGCAUCGUGGAGACUCGGAGACACAGGAAAAUCUACUGGUAUUAAAGUUAUAGCAGGGACUGUCUUCUUCCCACCAUUGUCUCCACCCAAGAUCAUGACCCCAGAAGUCUGAGAAAUUGCCUUAUUUACUAUUGUCCAAUAAAGGAUUUUCUGAGGAA